Jaculus jaculus (lesser Egyptian jerboa) is the source of this 2189-nucleotide messenger RNA. RefSeq names its product small integral membrane protein 15 (gene Smim15). The record is from RefSeq and is a predicted model, not a curated record. The coding region runs from base 388 to 612 and encodes 74 amino acids. NCBI's taxonomy places the organism in Eukaryota, Metazoa, Chordata, Mammalia, Rodentia, Dipodidae. The transcript has 4 exons.
GAGCGGGGUGAGCCCCGGGAAAGCGCGGGGAGAAGCCAGGCUGGAAGAUCGCUGCCCUUGUGGGCGGUGCAGGCGUGUCCGGGUCCGACACUCGGGGGCACGCGACAUGAUUGGUGGCCAGCGUAUGACAAGGUUGCUAUCUGCUCAUAAUAGCAGAAACCAUGGGGAAACGUCGAGUGGCGACAACUUUUUAACCUGACUAGAGCUGCGGAAUUAAAUCCUGUCAGAAGUGUAUUGUACAGCUAAAGACAACGACCACCGGGUCAUCUGAGAUUGUUUGGCCUUCUGAUAAGCCCAGGAAAAGAUUAGAGAUCACUACUCAAGCAGAAUUACAAGUGGUUGUGUGCACACCCAUUCUCUACCCAGUUUCCUAAGACUGUCACAAAGAUGUUUGACAUAAAGGCGUGGGCUGAGUAUGUCGUGGAAUGGGCUGCAAAAGACCCAUACGGCUUCCUUACCACAGUCAUUCUGGCUCUCACUCCGCUCUUCCUAGCAAGCGCUGUCCUGUCCUGGAAAUUGGCCAAGAUGAUUGAGGCCAAGGAGAAAGAGCAAAAGAAGAAGCAAAAACGUCAAGAAAAUAUUGCCAAAGCUAAACGACUAAAAAAAGAUUAAAGGAAUGGAGAGGUUGUGUAACUGGAGAAAAAACAUUUGGAAAUCGUGCAGCUUUAGAAGGACUCACUAAGGUUUCAUUCGUAUUCAUGGAAGUAUUACUUAAUAAAUUACAGCUGACCAUAUAGGAGAAUCAUGUUCUGACCUCGAUACUGUAGUAACUUUUAGGCUGUUACAGAAGUUUGUUGGUUUCUGCCAAAAGUUACUAUGAAUUGGCAUUUACCAUACUGGAGCAUGUUUAAUCUGAAAAUCCAAACCCCUCUCAAAUCUGAAACGUGCAGACAUGACGUUGCAAGUAGUCAGUUCCACAAGUGAACUUGUGAAGUCUGCAGCUAAGAUACAGGAGCACUGAAAAUAACAUUCUCUUCAGGUUAAAUGAGACGGAGAUGAACUUUGAUUAGACUUGGAUCCCAUCAGCAAGGUGUUAUGCAAAUACUCUUAAGGUCUGAAAAACUAAAAUAUUACUGGUCAUUAUUUCUGUUGAGGGAUGCUCAACUUGUAGUUCUUUAUAACUGACAGCUGGGCGCCAUUUUGCAGCUUAUGUUUUCAAGUGAAAACACUGUAUGAAGAAAAAUGGCUUUACGACUAUGAACUUGAUUCAAAUACUGGUUUAAAAUGAGGUUCUAUUCUGGAAGUGAAAAGUUUAUGUUGGCUUGAAAGACAUACAGUUUAUUAAUCACAAUUUUAAGAAUCAUUAUUUCUUAUUUUUUGGAAUAGAAGCAUUGCUGACUUUUUCUCAAAGGGAAAUGAUAUUAAUAAGUAUGUCUAUUUUUUUGCAUUUUUCUCACAUUGACCUUUGAGGUAGUAAUUAUCAAGACAUUUUGCAUUUUUAAUGUAAUUUUAUAAAGAAUUCUCUUACUGGCCAUGUAGAGGACCACCUGCUGGACAUAAUAGUUUUUGUAUUUCUGAGCACUGCCAUUUUCCUAGAUGAGUUGCUGAGAACAGAAACACUGGUGUACAGCUUGCAGACAAAAUGCCAAGUGCUGUUGUACUUGGGCAUCAGCGUUGCCUUGUGCUUAUGACAGCUGUGAGACAGUUAAUAUGUCUUAUCUGAUAAUUUGCUGAUUAUAUAGAUAGGACUUGUUUUUAUUUUUUUUUAAGAUUUUUAUUUAUUUGAGAGUGAGAGAAAGAGGCAGAUAGAGAGAGAGAAAGAGAAUGAGUGUGCCAGGGCUUCCAGCCACUGCAAACGAACUCCAGACACGUGCGCCCUCUUGUGCAUCUGGCUAACGUGGGUCCUGGGGAAUCCAGCCUCGAACUGGGGUCCUUAGGCUUCACAGGCAAGCACUUAACCGAUACGCCAUCUCUUAGCCCAGGACUUGUUUUUAUUACAUUCUGUUUUAAACUCGUGUGGUAGUGGUAUCAUGAUUUUUUAAUCAAACAGGAUCAAAGUGAAAAUUAAAAUUUCAAUCUUCUGAUGGAGAAUGGAAUUUCAAAGGGGAAAGUGCGGGGGGAGGGUAUUACCAUGGGGUAUUUUUUAUAAUCAUGGAAAAUGUUAGUAAAAAUUGUGAAAAGAUAAAAAAAAAAAAAAUUCAAUCCUCUAAAGAAUAAGUAAACAGUUAAAUCCUACUUCCUAAGUGGUA